Messenger RNA from Xyrauchen texanus (razorback sucker), 2395 nucleotides. RefSeq lists its product as uncharacterized. The coding region runs from base 74 to 1408 and encodes 444 amino acids. The transcript has 5 exons. Gene Ontology annotation, biological process: monocarboxylic acid transport; transmembrane transport. Lineage: Eukaryota; Metazoa; Chordata; Actinopteri; Cypriniformes; Catostomidae. Gene Ontology annotation, molecular function: monocarboxylic acid transmembrane transporter activity. The record is from RefSeq and is a predicted model, not a curated record.
GUACUGCGUGUGAUGAAUAUGACGAGGACCUGAACAAGGACUACUUUCCACACGAGGGUGAGGACAGCUUGACAUGUCCAUGAUGGAGAAGCAUUUGACCGACCCACCAGAUGGUGGCUACGGCUGGGUCGUAGUCAGCUCAGCCUUCUUCCUCAUGGGACUCACUGCUGCUGUUCUAAAGAACUUUGGACUGUUUUUCCUUGAAAUCCAAAGACACUACAAUGUCCUUACCAGUACUACCUCCUGGGUGACUUCAACCACUAUUGCAGUGUUUCAUUUGGGAGCUCCUCUUUCCAGUGCUCUCAGUGUGCACCUAUCACACCGUGCCGUUAUCAUGAUCGGAGGGCUUCUGGCUGCCUCAGGAAUGGUUAUUGCCUCUUUAGGCCUCAGCCUGCCGGGGAUGUAUCUGUCUAUGGGUGUGCUGCAAGGGCUUGGAAUGUCACUGUCUUGGAUUCCAGCAAACAGCAUGGUCAGCCAUUAUUUCAAACACUGGCGUCCAAUUGCAUAUGCUAUCGCCAGCUCUGGAGAGUGUGUCUUUGCCAUGAUAUUCAGCCUGUUUUUCCAAUGGCUUAUCGAGAGCUAUUCUUGGCAGGGGUCUCUACUCAUCAUUGGAGGUCUUCAGCUGAAUCUGUGUGUAUGUGGAGCUCUGAUGAGACCAAUCCAAGCAAAAUCACCUUCACAAACCUCUUUCCAAGGCAAACUGGUUCUGGACUGUAAAGGGCAAAGCAAGUCGUCAAAAGGAGUCACUUUUCAAUGGUCUCUGAUUCAGAGGCCCGAGCUACUGCUAUAUAUCGUGUUUGCCAUCUUGGCUGCUGCAGGUUUCUUCAUCCCACCUUUAUUUCUGGUGCCCUAUGCCAACAGCCUGGGCAUGGAGCAGUACUGGGCAGCCUCCAUCCUGUCAGUGCUGGCACUGGCAGAUCUGCUGGGCAGACUCGCGUGUGGAUGGUUGGCUAAUCUGCGGCUCAUCAGGAACCUGCAGUUGUUGACUAUGGUUGUCACAGCACUGGGGGUGGUGUUACUUUUGCUUCCCAUUGCACAGAACUACUGGGCCAUCCUGGUGUUCUCUUCACUCUAUGGAUUCCUGUUUGGCUGUGUGGUGGCCAUCCAUGUGACUAGUAUUGUAGAUAUUGUUGGACUGGAGGGGUUUGAUAGUGCCCUGGGACUCUUCAUGCUGUUACGGAGCUCUGGAGGAUUUGUGGGUCCACCUGCUGCAGGCUGGCUGGUGGACUGGGCCAACGACUUCAGUGCUGGUUUCUACUUGUCUGGCCUCUGCCUUGUCCUGUCCAGUGUAUUUGUGGUGCUUGUGGACAGGCUGGUGGAGAAGAACAAACUCCCUCUCAAACAAUCAGAUUCGUGCAUCGACACUACAGAUCAUCCGAUAAAUAAAGCGGACCACACAGAUGUUUAAAAGUCACCAGUCACUGAAGAUAAUUUAAACUUUGGUCUAUCCAGAGCCAUAUUAUCUCCAUGUUUUUACUUUGCAGACGUAACAGGCAUUUUAUUAUCAAACCUCUCACCCCAUAACAUUCAGGCAGUGAGAGGAGAUCUGUUUAGACUCUGGCCUCAAUGUAGCCACGUUUCAAGCCACUACAUGUGAACCAACAAAGACUGAGACAUGGCAUUCUGAGAGUCUGUUUCUGCCCUGAGAAAUAAUUAAAUGAGAGCAAAUGCAGCUGCCUUACUGUUAUUAGAAUAACAUCAACAAGCAUCAUAAUGUAUUGGCAAAAUAUUCAGAGAAGUGUGUGGCUGUUUUAACUUUAUCUGAAAGCAAUAGAAAUAUUUUUAUAUAUAUAUAUAUAUAUAUUUUUACCAACAAUCAUCCAUGCGAUUAUCUAAUCAGCCAAUCGUGUGGCUGCAGUGCAUAAAAUCAAGGGGAAACAGGUAAGGAGCUUCAGUUAAUGUUCACAUCAACUAUCAGAAUGGGGAAAAAAUUUGAUCUCAGUAUUUGGACCUUGGCAUAAUAGUUGGUGCCAGAUGGCCUGGUUUGAUUAUUUUUGUAACUGCUGAUCUCCUAGGAUUUUCACGCACAACAGUCUCUCGAAUUUACUGAGAAUGCUGAAAAAAACAAAAAAAACAUCCAGUGUUUCACAUCCAGAACAGCGGUAGUUCUGUUACUGAAACGCCUUGUUGAUGAGAGCGGUCAACAGAGAAUUGCAAACUGGUUCAAACUGACAAAGUCUACGGUAACAGAUAAAUAUAUAUUGAAAAAAACAGAGCAACAUUCUAAAUAAAUAUACAUAUCAAAUACCCACCAAAACACGGCAAGAUUUGAUACUGUUGAAUUUGAGACAGUUGUGCUGUACAGUAUGUAUACGGUUAUGUGAGAUGUAUAUGUAUUUUGAGUGUUGUUGUUUUUUUCUAAUACCGGUGUGUGUGUGUAUAUAUCACACACACA